This is a messenger RNA of Phacochoerus africanus (Common warthog), 2856 nucleotides long. It is a transcript of the gene F7, whose product is annotated as coagulation factor VII. The transcript has 8 exons. NCBI's taxonomy places the organism in Eukaryota, Metazoa, Chordata, Mammalia, Artiodactyla, Suidae. Gene Ontology annotation, cellular component: extracellular region. The record is from RefSeq and is a predicted model, not a curated record. The coding region runs from base 1451 to 2788 and encodes 445 amino acids. Gene Ontology annotation, molecular function: serine-type endopeptidase activity; calcium ion binding. Gene Ontology annotation, biological process: proteolysis; blood coagulation.
UGACUGGUGUCUUAUAAGAAGGAGGAGAUUUGCACACAGGCGCACAGACACACACAGGGUGGGGGUGGCCGUGUGCCCAGCCGUGGCAGAGACCAAAACACCAGCUCUGCAUGGUGGGGCAUCAGGGGCCCCCCCGGAGCCCCAGGCGCUGGAGGAGGCAGGAAGAUGCCUCCUAACUUCAGACAAAACAUGGCCCUCAGACAGCUUUGUGUCCGGCUUGAGGCCUGCAGGCCUGGGGCAGCAUGGAUUCUUUUGCUGGGAGCCCCGUGGCGGUCCUGGGUCCCGGCGGCUGGAGAGGAGCUGGAGGAGCCCAGUGAUCAUGCUGCGCUCAGUCUGAGGAGGCCAGGCGGCCCUGGGGUGGGAGGGAGGCUGGGUACUGGCCUUCCGGGGCAGCCGUGGCAGCUGGCAUCUCCGGAGCCCUCAUGGGACAGAGCGCACCACCAGGCUCCCAGCGGGAUGCGUCAGCCCUGCUGCUCUGAUAAGAAAGUGAGGCUUGAGGGCAGGAGCCCCUUCCUCACCAGGCCUGAGGCCAGGGCUGGUGGGCACAUGUGUCCCACAGGGGCUGUGAGAGGCCCUCCACCGCCUCCGUGAAUAAAUUCCUGAAUAAUGACAUCCCUCAGCAAUCGAGCACUUAGAAAUCCCUCGGGAGAUCAGUGAAACCUAUUGUCCCCUGAGGACUAAGUGUCCAGCUUCAGGAGUGGAGCUGGGACCCACAGGCUCACGGGGCCUCAUGGCCCCCCUCUGAGGAAAAAUGCACAGAGUGGGUGUCCUCCCAUUCACGGAAAGGAGGCUGUUUCCAGAGGGCGGAGGCCAGGUAACCUGGCAAGGUAACCGCCAGUCCCAGGGGGCCCAGAUCUUCCCUGCUGCAAAGUCCAGCAUCCUGAGAAACCCUGUGCCUGGCAGCCCAGGACAGUGGGUCACCCCAGCUUGUGGCCUGGGCAGAGGCGGGUGUGAGCGACGAGGCUGGCUGCCCGGGGCUGAGACAGAGCAGCAGCGGCACACGCCCAUCUCCCCGAGCUCCUGAGCGGCUCUCCCGCUGAGAAGCCAGGCCUCCUGCGCACACGACGGGCCUGUGCGUCUCGGCAGCAGCUGCGGCGCUCUUCAGGAUAUUACGGUCACACCCCACACAGGCUUUUUCCCGUUACACCACCGCGGGGUGUGGCUUCUCACCUGCUGUUUGCCUCUGUUCCCCACUCGCCUCCGUGCCAAGUCCUUGGGCCUUCAGAGCUCGGAGCUGCAUUCCCGGUGCAGCUCCCAGACUCACCCCUCACCCUGCACCUCAAAGGUGGCCCAUCUAUCUGUCCCUAGUCCCCUGUCCGGCAGCCCUUGGCCCGGGAUCUCACACCCGCGUGUGUGGGAGGUCUCCCUCCCCCCGCCUCUGGCCCUAAGAGACUUUGCCCGCCUCCCCGACCGGGAAAGUCAACAGACGGCGUGCCCCGCGGGCCUCGCCAUGGCCUCCCUGUGGCCGGCCCUUCUCUGCCUCCUCCUCGGCCUGCAGGGGUCCCUGGCGGCAGUUUUCAUUGCCCAGGAACAAGCCCACAGCCUCCUGCACAGGCUCCGGCGCGCCAACUCAUUCCUGGAGGAGCUGUGGCCCGGCUCGCUGGAGAGGGAGUGCAGGGAGGAGCAGUGCUCCUUCGAGGAGGCCCGGGAGAUCUUCAAGAGCGAGGAGAGGACGAGGCAGUUCUGGGUUUCCUACAACGACGGAGACCAGUGCGCCUCGAACCCCUGCCUGAAUGGGGGCUCCUGCGAGGACCAGCUCCAGGCCUACAUCUGCUUCUGCCCGGAAGGCUUCGAGGGUCGGAACUGCGAAACCAACAAGAACAGCCAGCUGAUCUGCGUGAACGAUAACGGGGGCUGCGAGCAGUACUGCAGCGACCACGCGGAGGCCGGGCGCGCCUGCUGGUGCCAUGAGGGGUACGCCCUCCAGGAGGACGGGGUGUCCUGUGAGCCCACAGUUGAAUAUCCGUGUGGAAAAAUACCUGUUCUGGAAAAAAGAAACGACAGCAACCCUCAGGGCCGAAUCGUAGGUGGCAAGGUCUGCCCCAAAGGCGAGUGUCCCUGGCAGGCCAUGCUGAAGCUGAAAGGGGCGCUGCUGUGCGGGGGCGCCCUGCUGAACACCAGCUGGGUGGUCUCUGCAGCCCACUGCUUCGACAGGAUCCGGAGCUGGAAGGACCUGACGGUGGUGCUAGGCGAGCACGACCUCAGCCAGGACGAGGGCGACGAGCAGGAGCGGUCAGUCGCCCAGGUCUUCGUCCCCGACAAGUACGUCCCGGGCAAGACGGACCACGACCUGGCCCUGGUCCGCCUGGCGCGGCCCGUGGCCCUCACUGACCACGUGGUGCCCCUCUGCCUACCCGAGCGGAGCUUCUCCGAGAGGACGCUGGCCUUCGUCCGCUUCUCGGCCGUCAGCGGCUGGGGCCGCCUCCUGGACCGCGGUGCCAAGGCGCGCGUGCUCAUGGCCAUCCAGGUGCCGCGGCUCAUGACCCAGGACUGCCUGGAGCAGGCCCGCCGCAGGCCCGGCUCCCCCAGCAUCACCGACAACAUGUUCUGCGCCGGCUACCUGGACGGCAGCAAGGACGCCUGCAAGGGCGACAGCGGCGGCCCGCACGCCACCCGCUUCCGGGGCACCUGGUUCCUGACGGGUGUCGUCAGCUGGGGUGAGGGCUGUGCGGCCACUGGCCGCUUCGGGGUGUACACGCGGGUCUCCCGGUACACGGCCUGGCUCCUCGGGCUCAUGGGCGCCCCGCCGCCGCCGUCGGAGGGCCUCCUCCGAGCCCCGCUGCCCUAGCGCCGGCUCCCGGCCCACGCACCCCCCCUCCCCCCGAAUAAAGCUGGGCUCUGGCGCCAAAGCCCCAA